CAAGAUGGCGGCGCGCGCGCAGCGGGUCGGACGCGCGGCCCUGGUGGCUGCGGUGCUGCUGGUGCUCGGCGCGGCGCCGCUCGCGCUUGGCCAGGCGGCGGGCGCGGAGGGCGGCGCUCCGCACCGCCGCUUCGAGUACAAGUACAGCUUCAAGGGGCCGCACCUGGUGCAGGCGGAUGGCACCGUGCCCUUCUGGGCGCAUACGGGCAAUGCCAUACCAAGUGCAGACCAGAUCCGCAUCACAACCUCUCUGAAAAGCCAAAGAGGUUCUGUAUGGACAAAGAAUAAAUCAGUAUUUGAGUUCUGGGAAAUCGAGGUGACAUUUCGAGUUACGGGAAGAGGCCGUAUUGGAGCUGAUGGGCUGGCAAUCUGGUUUACGGAAGAGCAAGGCUUGGAAGGUCCUGUUUUUGGGGCAGCUGAUCAGUGGAAUGGAGUUGGAAUCUUCUUUGAUUCUUUUGACAAUGAUGGAAAGAAAAACAAUCCUGGUGUGAUUCUUGUAGGCAACAAUGGAAAACUUCUAUAUGACCAUCAGAAUGAUGGUUCCACACAAGCACUGGCAUCCUGUCAGAGGGACUUUCGUAACAAGCCCUAUCCUGUUCGAGCAAAGAUUACGUACUAUCAAAAAACACUGACUGUGUUCAUUAACAAUGGCUUUACUCCAGAUAAAGAAGACUAUGAGUUUUGUGCAAAAGUGGAAGAUAUGGUAUUGCCAUCACAGGGAUAUUUUGGAAUAUCUGCAGCCACAGGGGGACUUGCAGAUGAUCAUGAUGUCCUUUCUUUUCUGACCUUCCAGCUGACUGAACCUGGCAAAGAAGUUCCUACACCAGAUACGGAAAUUCCUCAAAAAGAUAAGGAGAAAUAUCAAGAAGAGUUUGAACACUUUCAGCAAGAGUUGGAUAAAAAGAAAGAGGAAUUUCAAAAGGAACAUCCUGAUGUGCAAGGACAGCCAGCGGAUGAUCUUUUUGAAACUGUGAGUGAUCGUGAACUGAGGCAAAUCUUUGAGGGACAGAAUCGGAUUCAUCUUGAAAUCAAGCAGCUUAAUAGGCAGUUGGAUAUGAUUCUGGAUGAGCAGAGGAGGUACGUCUCUGCUGUGACAGAGGAGUUUACCAGAAGAGGAGCUGGUGUUCCAGAUCAGCAAGGACAGGUUUCUCAGCAAGGGAUUGAUCAAGUUGUGAAAACUCAAGAAGAGGUCAUUAGACAAGUGGAUGAAAUGAGAAAUUCUGUGUCUGAGACACUGAGGUUGGUCAGUGUAGCUCAACAUCCUGGCUCUGCUGCAGGAGUCUAUGAAACAACUCAGCACUUCAAUGACAUCAAAGAACAUCUUCACGUAGUAAAGAGGGACAUCGAGCAUUUAGUACAACGAAAUAUGCCAUCUAAUGAGAAACCAAAGUGUCCUGAAUUGCCACCAUUUCCAUCAUGUUUAUCUACAACGCACUUCUUCGUAUUUGUAGCUGUGCAAACAGUGUUAUUCAUUGGCUAUAUCAUGUAUAGGAGUCAACAAGAAGCAGCAGCCAAAAAGUUCUUUUGAUGACUUGUUCCUUUUGUGUGUACAUAUCAGCAGUAUGUAUGCACAGAAACUGAUACAAUUCUGUAAAUGAGGGGAACUUUAGUGUUUGAUAUACUUCAAUAUUGUAAAUUAUUGCAUUUUGUUUUAAAAAAAAAGGAGUUAUUGUUUAAACCAUUAAUACUAAAGUUUAAAACAAACUGGGGAACAGUGGAGCAAAUGCUAGGUAGGGGAAGGCUGUAAACCUUAUCUAGGUUUAUGUUUUCAGCUAAACUUCUGAUAAAUACUGGAAGAUAAACACAGUAUUCCUCUGGAUUGAUUAAGAUUUAAGAAGAGGGAAUUAAAACAAAGAUUCGGUGGUUGUCAAUAAUAAAAAUUGCAAACUGAUGAUGUGUGCAGAAAACCUAACYCUUAAUAUCCUGACCUAUAGGUUAUUUGUUUUUCUUUCUUGUAAUGAACCACGCCUUUCUUUGUUGGGGAGAAAAGUUGUUAGGAGUGUUUCAUCUCCCUGGCAAUUGGGUUUAAUGGGGUUUAGAUUGGUUUAAUAAAUUCCAACUCUUCUUGAGAUGUGUAUCUACAAGCAAUUUUUUAUAUGUGGACACACAGGCUUUUAAGAGGCAGACUGUUAGCAUCUGGUGUAGUAAGGAAACAAUGCAGAAUAAACAAACAAGGUGUAUCUUUCUGUUUGGGGUUUUAUUUUUAGGCAGUGAGAGAACACCGAAGUAGUUUCUCUGGGUGUAUCAUAGGGUGUUUUUUUUGUUUGUUUGUUUUGGUUUUUUAAAUAUAGUUUCAAGUCAGACUAACGUUUAGAGAUUUGUAGAAACAUUUUAGCAAAGAUAACAUUGGUUUAUACCUCUUCAGAUCUGAUUUUAAGGGCGCAUUUGAUCUGGGAACGUGCUUGACUUUUAUGAAUCUGUCUUGUCUUUCUUGAAUUGAAUGCGGAUGCUAUAAUGUAAAAUCCUGAAGUAGUGAGUGUUCUGCACUCCGAAUACCAUGUUACCCAUCUCUUCAGAAGUUGUUGCAUCAGACAUGUUUGUUUCAUCCAAUAGCUAUUGCAGAACCAGGAUUGUGCAUCAGCUCCUAGGAGGUUUAAUAUCAAGUGCACCAGACUGAACACUUGUUUUUGAUAUUGCUUAUCCUGUGAAAUUUGCUUCAGGAAAGAAACAAAGCAGAUAGCUCAAAUUGGGAAUGUGAAAAGCUUUUUUUUCUUUUCUGCCUUGUUUACGUAUCUGUGGUAACUUUGUCCUUCAGUUGCUUAUGUAUAGAGUUGAGAAUUUUUAAACUUUAUAAAAUGCACAAAAACAUCAGAAUAUUUCAUUUGUAAUUAUAAGUCUCUCUAGCUGAAAAUCUGCAAAAACUAUGUAGAAUCUGACAUACAGCUGCUCCUUCCGAGUGCAAUACAUGUUGCCAAAUUCUCUGUAAUGAAGAACGUUUCAGUAUUGUGCCUGACAAUUUGGAGAAAUGAUAAAUCUAUGCAAUACAUUUUGUUACUUAAAUUACAAAAUGCCCAGAAAGUGGGUGUCUGUGCUAUACCAGUAAGAUGAUACUACCUGCACACCUAUUUAARUAGCUACAGUAUGUGCUACACUGUAAGCGGUAUAGCUAAAUAAAUUCAUUUCUGAAUUUUGGAAGAUUGUUUGCUGUACUAAUUGGAGGAACUACUUCCUCAAGCUAGUCUUGGUGAAUAAAUAGGGUAAAUCAAUAGGAGAACCUUUCAGAAAGCCACAGUAGUAUACAGGAACUUAGUUCUUCUGACACCAGCAAAUAUUUACAGGUGCCUUGAAUCUAAGCUGUUGCAACCUGGCCUCUUUUCACUAAAUCUACUAUACUGUUCUAAAUUGCUGUGAAAAUGUACAGUGUUGUUCUUGCAUCAGUGCAACACCUAAGCAGAGCCCCUACUCUCAUAGCAGGCUUUGCAGGACCUUCUGCCUGGAAAGGCUGGAGACCAUCCUGACAAGUAGGUCUGUGUCUGGAACAGUGAGGAGCAGCUCUUGKUAUGAGUUGGAGGAAGCAUUUGUUUCUCUUUGCUGAGAAUUUCCCCAACUUGGUUUUAACAAGCUGAAGCAGACCAUGCCCUUCCUUCUUGUGUUAGAAGAAAAGGCUGAGCGUAGCAUCUAGGGAAAAACCUGCACCUCCCAUUUUGUUGUCGCUAUGGUUCUCAGCUGCAGUAUCAGUGCUGCUAAUGGAGCUCUUCUGUCCCACGAACCUGGGGAAACUGCAAUAGGAGCAGAAGGUCAAAAAUGUGGCAUCUGAAAAGUGAUGCUUUGCUUCAUGCCUAGUCACACAAAUCCCUCCUUAGACUUUCCAUAAUUGCCUUGUUCACUGGAGCAAAUUAAAACUCCUAAUUAUUUAGCCCAAACCUUGUCCUGUCUGAAGUGAUUGCAACAGUUUUGGACCUAGGACUAUUUAUUAGUCAAAGUAGCCCCUGUUUAUGGCUACAGCAUUUCUUUCAGUACUAUUUCACUUUGUCAGUAUAUUUCAUUUUGUUAAGCAAAAUUUCAGAACUGGAAGGAGAAGACAACUUGGAAUCCGCCUUUUCCAUAAGGAGCAGAACAAGUCUAGCAGUAUUGAACUGUGCACGAUAAGUAGCAAAUACUAUUUGGCAAUGACAAGCAAAUCCUAUUGUACCAGUCAGAGUAUGCUAAGUAAUUUGUUGCAUCUGAAUCUUUUAAGCAAAAUACAUGAUCAUG
Molecule: messenger RNA, 4194 nt
Organism: Nothoprocta perdicaria
Lineage: Eukaryota; Metazoa; Chordata; Aves; Tinamiformes; Tinamidae
Gene: LMAN1
Product: lectin, mannose binding 1
Exons: 13
Coding region: 5-1528 (507 amino acids)
Biological process (GO): endoplasmic reticulum organization; endoplasmic reticulum to Golgi vesicle-mediated transport; Golgi organization
Cellular component (GO): COPII-coated ER to Golgi transport vesicle; endoplasmic reticulum membrane; endoplasmic reticulum-Golgi intermediate compartment
Molecular function (GO): D-mannose binding
Source: RefSeq, a predicted model, not a curated record